AUGGCGGUGAAGCGCGGGCUCCACCGGAACCGAGCCGCCGGAUCUCGAUUCCCUAUCGCGGUUUUCAUAUUCGUUCUCUUCCUCGUUCCGUUGAUUUUCUUCGUCGGCCGUGAUCUGAUUAUUGCUAUUUGUGCAGAUAAAAAUGAUUAUAUAUCUGGUCCUGGUGAAAAGACUUUGGAUUGGAGGGAGCGAGUGGUGCUGCAACAUGCCAAAUCUCUUUUUUCGAAAGAGGUCAUUGAUGUGAUUGCAGCCAGCACAAAUGACAUGGGACCUUUGAGCCUUGAUUUCUUCCGGAAAAACAAUUUGUCAGCUUCGUGGAAAGUCAUUGGGGAAAUGACAUCGUCUGUAACAGAUCCAAAGGUUAGUAUGUGUAUAAAUUUGACAGCCGUAGAUGCAAAACAAGAGACAUCUAGGGCUGAAGUGGAUGAUGCUUCAGAUAAUCAUGCUCAACCUCUUGAUGCAUCAAAACUAGCCCGAAGGCAACUAAGAGAGGCUAAACGUGCCAGCCGUGCAACUGAGUUGACACGACACGAUGAUGAAUCAAUUGUAAAACUUGAAAGUGCAGCCAUUGAACGCUCCAAAUCAGUUGACUCAGCUGUUCUCGGAAAAUACAGCAUUUGGAGGAAAGAAAACGAGAAUGAAAACUCCGACUCAACAGUGCGCUUGAUGCGUGACCAAAUCAUAAUGGCAAGGGUUUACUUAAGUAUUGCGAAGAUGAAGAACAAGCCUGAUCUAUAUGAACAACUACAGAUUCGAUUGAGAGAAUCUCAGCGUGCAUUGGGAGAGGCAACUGCUGAUGCAGAUUUACCCAAAAGUGCACCGGAGAGAAUAAAAGCUAUGGGCCAAGUUCUUUCAAAGUCGAGAGAGCAACUGUAUGAUUGUAAUCUGGUCACUGGCAAGCUGAGAGCAAUGCUUCAGUCUGCAGAUGAACAAGUGCGUAGCUUGAAAAAGCAGAGCACAUUCCUUAGUCAGUUAGCUGCCAAGACCAUUCCAAAUGGAAUACACUGCUUGUCUAUGCGCCUAACUAUAGAUUAUUAUCUCCUUCCUAUGGAAAAGAGAAAAUUUCCUAGAAGUGAGAACUUGGAAAAUCCUAGCCUUUAUCAUUAUGCUCUCUUCUCUGACAACGUCUUGGCUGCAUCGGUCGUCGUCAACUCUACUGUCAAGAAUGCCAAGGAUCCUUCAAAACAUGUAUUCCAUCUUGUUACUGAUAAGCUUAACUUUGGAGCCAUGAAUAUGUGGUUCUUAUUGAAUCCUCCUGGAAAAGCCACAAUUCAUGUUGAAAAUGUUGAUGAGUUUAAGUGGCUUAACUCAUCGUACUGCCCAGUUCUGCGGCAACUUGAGUCUGCUGCAAUGAAAAACUAUUAUUUCAAGGCUGACCAUCCCACCACUCUCUCAUCUGGCGCUUCUAAUCUGAAGUACCGUAACCCGAAGUAUCUCUCAAUGCUUAAUCAUUUGAGGUUCUAUCUUCCACAGGUCUAUCCCAAGUUGAAUAAGAUUUUGUUUCUGGAUGAUGACAUUGUUGUCCAGAAAGACUUAACUGGAUUGUGGGCAGUGGAUCUACAUGGAAAAGUCAAUGGUGCAGUAGAAACCUGUGGUGAGAGCUUCCAUCGUUUUGAUAAGUACCUAAACUUUUCAAAUCCCCAUAUUGCAAGAAACUUUGAUCCAAAUGCAUGUGGAUGGGCAUAUGGAAUGAACAUGUUUGAUUUGAAGGAGUGGAAAAAGAAAGAUAUAACCGGUAUCUAUCACAAGUGGCAGAACAUGAAUGAAGAGAGGACACUGUGGAAACUUGGAACACUCCCUCCAGGGCUAAUCACAUUUUAUGGGCUGACACAUCCACUACAAAAGUCAUGGCAUGUGCUUGGUUUGGGAUACAAUCCAAGUCUGGAUAGGAAUGAGAUUGAGAAUGCAGCUGUCGUACACUAUAAUGGUAAUAUGAAACCAUGGCUGGAGUUGGCGAUGACAAAGUACCGAGCAUAUUGGACAAAGUACAUCAAGUAUGACCAUCCCUAUCUCCGCAGUUGCAAGCUAAGUGAAUGAAUAUGAAAAUGGGGAUUUACGUAAAUAGUGGAAACUCUGUCUCAUUCACCUGCUCCUUGGUAUGUUCAUCUGACAAGUCACGUAGGUUAUUUGUGGUUCAUCAAGAGAAGGUAUUGGCUUUUCUCUUUACCACAAUCCACCAUUGUUUAUUCCAUUUGUAAUUCAUUCAAUUCCAUUCCAUCAUUCGUCACCCACUGCAACCGGGUAGCAACAAAUUCUUUGCCUAAAUGACCUGUAUAAUAAACUCAAUACCUUUAUUUUGUUUGAAGCUAAGAUGCAAAACAUGAUUAGGUUCAAAUGUCCAAGAUGAUGCUGUAUUCUUUGAACAACAUUCUCACGGAUAAUGUAAUUUGUAGCGAAUCUCUUAUAUUAAUUUGUUAGAGCACCAGCCCUGUCUUC
Messenger RNA from Fragaria vesca subsp. vesca, 2436 nucleotides. Its product is annotated as polygalacturonate 4-alpha-galacturonosyltransferase-like. Bases 1 to 2037 code for a protein of 678 amino acids. The record is from RefSeq and is a predicted model, not a curated record. NCBI's taxonomy places the organism in Eukaryota, Viridiplantae, Streptophyta, Magnoliopsida, Rosales, Rosaceae. Gene Ontology annotation, molecular function: polygalacturonate 4-alpha-galacturonosyltransferase activity. The transcript is spliced from 10 exons.